This is a messenger RNA of Felis catus (domestic cat), 1796 nucleotides long. RefSeq names its product hexosaminidase subunit alpha (gene HEXA). The coding region runs from base 435 to 1616 and encodes 393 amino acids. The transcript has 13 exons. Gene Ontology annotation, biological process: ganglioside catabolic process; glycosaminoglycan metabolic process; carbohydrate metabolic process. Lineage: Eukaryota; Metazoa; Chordata; Mammalia; Carnivora; Felidae. The record is from RefSeq and is a predicted model, not a curated record. Gene Ontology annotation, cellular component: membrane. Gene Ontology annotation, molecular function: beta-N-acetylhexosaminidase activity.
GGACCUGCCCCCGCCUCGUUCCCGGCUCUCAGAGGUCCUGCCCGGGGGCAGCUCGCCAGACCUCCUGAGACGCCCUCCUUUUGGCGCCUGCCCAACCCUGUCGUCUAGUCACAACCCUCUGGCCUCCACUUCCUCCUGCGCCUUUUCUCCAGCCGUCAUCUCAGCGUCCCCAGCUCCAUUCUCUACUUCGCUGAGCUGACUUCUGGAGCCAGGAUUUCUCCGUAAUCCUGUCCCCUGGUUCUGUUUCACCAAGAAUGCCUGCCGCAGGACUACAGUUCAAUCUGGAUAUCAAAUUGCUGAAAGUACUGUGCCGGGAGACAUCGAAGGAAAACAGCAUACACCGGAGAAGAAUUCAUUGGUUAUCCUUGUGGUCCUUCCUGGAUGUGACCAGCUUCCUUCUUUGGAGUCGGUGGAAAAUUACACGCUGGUCAUAAAUGAUGAUCAUUGUUUCCUCCUCUCUGAGACUGUCUGGGGAGCUCUCCGAGUUCUUUAUCAACAAGACUGAGAUUGAAGACUUCCCCCGCUUCUCUCACCGGGGCUUGUUGUUGGAUACGUCUCGCCAUUACCUGCCACUGACUAGCAUCCUGGACACUCUGGACGUCAUGGCAUACAAUAAAUUCAACGUGUUCCACUGGCAUCUGGUCGAUGACUCUUCCUUCCCAUAUGAGAGCUUCACUUUUCCAGAGCUCACCAGAAAGGGGUCCUACAAUCCUGUCACCCAUGUCUACACAGCACAAGAUGUGAAAGAAGUGAUUGAAUAUGCACGGCUUCGGGGUAUCCGUGUGUUGGCAGAGUUUGACACUCCUGGCCACACUCUGUCCUGGGGACCAGGUUUCCCUGGAUUAUUGACUCCUUGCUACUCUGGGUCUCGUCCCUCUGGCACCUUCGGACCAGUGAAUCCCAUUCUCAAUACUACCUAUGAAUUCAUGAGCACAUUUUUCUUGGAGGUCAGCUCUGUCUUCCCAGAUUUUUAUCUUCACCUUGGAGGAGAUGAGGUUGAUUUCACCUGCUGGAGGUCCAACCCAGAUAUCCAGGCCUUUAUGAAGAUGAAAGGCUUUGGUAAUGACUUCAAGCAGCUGGAGUCCUUCUACAUCCAGACACUGCUGAACAUCGUCUCUGCCUAUGGCAAAGGUUAUGUGGUGUGGCAGGAAGUGUUUGAUAAUAAAGUAAAGGUUCCUCCAGAUACAAUCAUCCAGGUAUGGCGAGAAGAGGUACCAGUAAAUUAUUUGAAGGAGCUGGAGCUAAUUACCAGAGCUGGCUUGCGUGCCCUGCUGUCUGCCCCCUGGUACCUGAAUCACAUAACUUAUGGCCCUGACUGGAGAGAUCUCUACGUGGUGGAGCCCCUGGAAUUUGAAGGUGGCGCUCAGCAGAAGGCUCUAGUGAUUGGUGGAGAGGCCUGUAUGUGGGGAGAGUAUGUGGACAGCACAAAUCUGGUCCCCAGACUCUGGCCCAGAGCAGCAGCCGUUGCUGAGAGGCUAUGGAGCAACAAGUCGGUGACUAACCUGGACUUGGCCUUUAAACGUCUGACACGGUUCCGCUGUGAGCUGCUAAGGCGAGGUGUCCAGGCCCAACCCCUCAAUAUAGGCUACUGUGAACAGGAAUUUGAACAAACCUGAGCAGCCCCAGGCACUGAAGAGGGUGCUGGCCCUAGGAGAGUGGUAGUGGGGCCAGGCUUCCACUGCAUCCCAGCCGGGGGACGGAACCCCUUGCCUACAUGCCCCUGUGCAUGGAGAGAAGGAGGCCAGUGUUGGCACUAGCAUCCAAUAAAGAGUAAUGUGGCUUUUUUCCAUAAUGAA